Setaria italica (foxtail millet) is the source of this 1139-nucleotide messenger RNA. Its product is annotated as microtubule-binding protein TANGLED1. The record is from RefSeq and is a predicted model, not a curated record. Gene Ontology annotation, molecular function: microtubule binding. Gene Ontology annotation, biological process: regulation of phragmoplast microtubule organization. NCBI's taxonomy places the organism in Eukaryota, Viridiplantae, Streptophyta, Magnoliopsida, Poales, Poaceae.
AUGGAGAGAUUCGGCUGCGCCGCAUUGGGCGGCGGCGGUGGCGGCGAGAGCGCGCAUUGGCGGCGGAUGUCUCUUCCAGCCAUGCUGCUCGGCGAGACCGUGCUAGAGAUCGUGCAGGCCAGCCAGUUCGCUCGGGACAUCGUCGCGGUGGCCGGCGCUACGAACCGGGAGCCCCCGAGGACUCCGAAGCCGGCGCCCAGGACCAGGAAGCCGGCAGCGGCGGAGCAGACGCUCCGCGCGCGGCGCGCCCGGGAGAAGCAGAGCCAUCGGGGCGGCGGCGCGGCGCGUGGCGCCGAUGCCGCCACGCCGCCUUCGCGCGGCCGUGUUCGGUCCCGGAUCCAGUUCAAGCCGGCCUCGCCGGUCGCCCUGGGCCGGCCGUCGGUGUCCGCCAACCGGGUCUCCCCCAAGAACCGGCCGUGGGCCAAGAAGGCGGUGAUGUUCCCGAACCCCGCGUUCCACGCCUCCACCUCCUACGCCGCCGCCGACGCGUGCGCCACGCCGUCGCCGUCCAAGAAGCAGAAGCGGUCCUACAAGACGCGGUCCCCGGUGGCCGCCCGGCAGACCCCGCACAAGUUUCUGGUGAAAACGCCGCCGAGCGCGCUAGGGUCCAAGCUCAGGAGCCACGGGAAGGCCCUGCCCGCUAGGUCCGCCGCGGUAUCCCCACCGCCGCCCAAAGCGCAGGCGUCACCAGCCAAGACCCGGCGCUGCUCGUUCUCCCCGUCAAGGUUGGCGACAAGGCUCGUGUCCCCGAUCAAGGCGAGGCUGUCGCUGGGCAGGAGCCGAGACAGCGGCGUCGGUGCUGGCGGUGGCCCGAUGAGCGGGCUGAAGCAGCGGCCGGGUGUCAAUAUGACCGUGCGGACGGUGUCAAGCAGGAUAUCGUCGAGGUGAUCUUCGUGUCGUCUUCAGCAUCUUGCGAAGUAUCGGCCGCGAGUACAGAUUGCAGAGUAAGAAGGGAAUUCAGUUGGUCUCCUUCUGAAUAAGCUGCUCUGCUGGGAAAGAAAUUCCUUUCUUGGGGUGCUUACACAUAACGCCUAUCUGUAAUUUUCAGUGAUCCUUGGUGAUAAUACAUGGUGGUCUUCUCGACCGUAUAAUCGAAAGGCAAAAUUUACAAUCUUAGUGCCGUUUUUUUUAAAAUGAAA